GGCAGAGCGUUUGGCCAAGAAUGACAGCCUGUCGGAGAAGUGGUCCAUCAGCAAACACACACAGCUCAGUCCCACCGAUGCCUUCGGUACCAUUGAGUUCCAGGGAGGAGGACACUCCAACAAAGCGAUGUAUGUGCGCGUUUCAUAUGACACCAAGCCUGACCUGCUGCUCCACCUGAUGACCAAGGAGUGGCAGCUGGAGUUGCCCAAGCUGCUCAUCUCAGUGCAUGGAGGCCUGCAGAACUUUGAAUUACAACCAAAACUCAAACAGGUCUUUGGCAAAGGGCUGAUCAAGGCUGCCAUGACAACAGGAGCCUGGAUCUUCACUGGUGGAGUCAACACAGGUGUGAUUCGUCAUGUGGGGGAUGCCUUGAAAGACCAUGCCUCUAAGUCGAGGGGUAAAAUCUGCACCAUUGGAAUCGCUCCCUGGGGCAUUGUUGAAAAUCAAGAGGAUCUUGUUGGUAAAGAUGUGGUGCGUCCAUACCAGACUAUGUCCAAUCCACUGAGCAAGUUGACUGUUUUGAACAGUCUCCACUCACACUUCAUCCUGGCUGACAACGGCACUACCGGAAAAUACGGUGCCGAGGUCAAACUCCGGCGGCAGCUGGAGAAGCACAUCAGCCUGCAAAAGAUCAACACACGUAUUGGACAGGGCGUACCGGUGGUGGCUCUGAUUGUGGAGGGAGGUCCAAAUGUCAUUUCUAUCGUAUUGGAGUACCUCAGGGACACGCCUCCGGUCCCUGUGGUUGUGUGUGAUGGGAGCGGCCGAGCCUCAGACAUUCUGGCUUUUGGACACAAGUUUUCUGAAGACGGAGGCAUAAUUAAUGAGUCUCUCAGAGACCAGUUGCUGGUGACUAUUCAGAAGACAUUCACCUACAGCCGCACUCAGGCCCAACAUCUGUUCAUCAUCCUGAUGGAGUGCAUGAAGAAGAAGGAGCUGAUAACAGUCUUUCGGAUGGGGUCAGAAGGCCACCAGGACAUUGACCUUGCCAUCCUCACUGCAUUACUCAAAGGUGCCAACGCUUCUGCUCCUGAUCAGUUGAGUUUAGCUCUGGCCUGGAACAGAGUGGACAUCGCUCGAAGUCAGAUCUUCAUCUAUGGACAGCAGUGGCCUGUUGGUUCAUUGGAACAGGCAAUGUUGGACGCCCUGGUUCUGGACAGAGUGGACUUUGUGAAGCUUCUGAUAGAAAAUGGAGUUAGCAUGCAUCGUUUCCUCACGUUGUCCAGACUGGAGGAGCUUUACAACACGAGACACGGACCAUCCAACACACUCUACCACCUCGUCAGAGAUGUAAAAAAGGGAAACCUGCCUCCUGACUAUCGCAUUAGUCUCAUCGACAUUGGAUUGGUCAUUGAAUACCUCAUGGGCGGGGCAUAUCGAUGUAACUACACCAGGAAAAGAUUUAGAACUUUGUAUCAUAAUCUGUUUGGGCCUAAAAGGCCCAAAGCUCUGAAACUCCUGGGGAUGGAGGUGAGUGCUGAUCUCGUCUCAUCUUGUUUUUUUUGUUUGGUUGGUUUGUUUUUCACUCUUUUUUUUCUCACUCAUCUCAGUCUUUUCAAGUCUUUUCCCUCCUCCUAUUCCCCAUGUUGAGAAGUCGGUCAGCAGACUUUUUUUAUGUAUUAAGUAUUUCAAAAUAUUUUUAUGUAGUUUGCAACAUGGCAGUUUUUGUUUAGGGAG
This is a messenger RNA of Cynoglossus semilaevis (tongue sole), 1678 nucleotides long. Its product is annotated as transient receptor potential cation channel subfamily M member 3. Gene Ontology annotation, biological process: monoatomic cation transmembrane transport; metal ion transport. The transcript is spliced from 12 exons. The coding region runs from base 128 to 1591 and encodes 487 amino acids. The record is from RefSeq and is a predicted model, not a curated record. Gene Ontology annotation, molecular function: monoatomic cation channel activity. NCBI's taxonomy places the organism in Eukaryota, Metazoa, Chordata, Actinopteri, Pleuronectiformes, Cynoglossidae. Gene Ontology annotation, cellular component: plasma membrane.